GUAAAACACAACCGAGCCACAUUAAUAAAAAAUGGGCCGCAGGUUUGAAAUGCUCUAGAAAUGAGGCUAGUUAUAAUUGGGGCUUUUGGGGGUUAGACUAAUUGAGCUUAGGGUUAUACUUAUAUGGGGUCUCCACUCUAAGAAGUAAAAAGGAGAUGGGAACUACUGGCGUCUGGCGGCAGGGGAUAAGAAUAGAGCGGCGAGAGAAGAAUUGAGGGGAAAAGAUCGGAGUGUAUAAGUAUACAAGAAAAUCAUCAAGCUAAUCACGUCGGGAGAUAGGCUAUGCCAUAAAGGGUAAGCUCUCGUUCUUCUUCAUUGAUUUCAUGCAUAACAGUGCUGAUUUUGAAUCAUAAUCUAAUUUGGGGUUGAUCAGUAGGGUGGAACUCAUCGCCACCAAUUAGUGUAAUGAUAAGAGGAAAUAGGGUCAUUAGAUACGAGGCUAAACUAAAGGACUCGUGAUGCUCAUCUAUAUGUAUAUGUGUACUUGGAACAAAAUCAAGGAAGCAUGGUACAAGUUGAGGGCUCUAAUCUUAGUAAUUACCUCCACGUAAACUCAUGCAAUGAAUGGGACGCAUGAGUUCCGUUUGUUCUUGAACAUGACUUAGGUCAGAUGGAAUUGGAUAAUUGGUGAUGGGUUGGGAUUAAAGUAGCUUCCUCUAUCUGGCCAUGGAAUUCGGAGUACAUAGGUGAAGAUGGAGUUGGUGGUUUAGUGAAGUCUUGUAAUACAAGUAGGAUGGGUAGAAAUUGAUAAUGGACAUGCACGUGAAUCACUUUAAGAGUUAAGAAGAUGGCUAAGUAAUUGGUUAUGGAAUAUUCGUAGGUUCAUAAGCAUAUGUACAAGCAACGUGGAACUCUCCUGCACAUUGCUGGUGAGGAGUAAGGAGUUCAUAUUGAUCAGAGUCAGUCUUGACGGAAAUGAGGUGAGUGUAAAUGGGGUAAAAUCUCUGUCGUAGGUCUUUUAGUUUCCGCUUUUCGUUCAAGUUAUUAUUUAGUUAAUUUUUUUCUAGUAUGCGCGAUAUGUGUGUGAGGCAUCCCACCGCCUGUAAGGGUGGAGGUACGCGUUGUGCUAUGUAUGAAUGUAUGUGAUGUUGUAUGGAUUGAUGGUAUGAGGAACCCCCAGGCGGUUGGGUCACUACUGGACGGCGAGAUGUAAAGCAGUAGUUGAUGGGCAUGGACUGGACGGCGAGACAUAACGCAGUGCCAUUGCCGAGUUCGGGUAUGCAACCGGACGACGAGACGUAACGCGGUUGGCAUACUAGGGUAGGGACACCGGACGACGAGACGUAACGUGGUGGUCCCUUGUGUUGGUGUCAUUGGAUUAAGAAUAUAAGUAAGGGAAUUCUAAAGAUAAGAUAAGAGUAGAGAUCUCUUAUAGACUUUUUAUAACAAAGUAUAAAGGAUGAAAGCGAGAACGGCUUUUGUCUAAUUCAUGAACCCUAAUAACGUGUUUAGUAGAGAGUUCGCCUAGGCAAAGACCUUAGGAAGUAACAACGAGACUGACCCCUUCUCACUCACCAGGUUGAGGAUAGGUUAGCAGAAGUGGAUCCCAAGAAGAAACAGGGCAAGGCGAGCAGCAGUAUUAGCGUUGACGGGAUAUCAGAAAGCUCGUGAUGAGUCAAGUUAGAAUAGUUAAUUAUUUUGUCCAUGAUUAUGAGUUUAUGUACUGGAGAUUCAGGGUUCAAGAUUUUGUGUGAAGUUGUUUUAAGUGUUUGAGAUUGAAAUUUUGCCCAAGUGUUGAGGCUUUUCAUUUGAAAUUCUUAAAUAAUGUCAGUUUGUUUAUUUUAAAAAGUGGUUGGUUGCUUUGGAGUAACCGGUUUUCGGUUUGUGUUGCGGUUUGGUUUUCAAAAAGGAUCGGGUCGUGUCAAAAUCGACAAGGAAGUUCAAAGAAGAGAAAAAAAGAAUAACGAAAACCGAAAUAGUAGGCCGCUUCAUAGUGAAGCUCUAAGGUCUGAGCACACAUUUCUGGAAAAAAUCCCAAAUUACAAUAGUAAUUAAAAAUAAAUUCCCAAAAUACAUAAGUUAUAAAAAAAAUUCCAAAUCUACAUAUGUUUCACAUUCACCCCCUUUAUCAAAGGAAGUGAAAGCAAUCACCGCAUUAAACAAACACGGUGAAUAAAUCACCGCGUUUUGAUAAAACGGUGAAGGCUUCACCGCAACAGAGUAAAACGGUGAAAACUUCACCACAACAGAGUAAAACGGUGAAAGUGCAGGGAACCAACCACCGCGUUUUAUUAAAACGGUGAAGUAUUCGCCGUUUUAAUUAAAAGCGGUGAUUGGUUCCCGCAUCCGACGACUACGGUGAAAGCGACGCGGAUCGUUAACGUGAACAAACGCGGGGAAUUCACCGUCCCCGCGUUUGUCCACAUCAGCGAUCCGCGUCGCGCAGAUGCUUCACCGCUGCCGUUGGAUGCAGUGAGGCGCAGAUUUUGGUUUUCCUCCCAGAUCUGACGCCUCACAGCCUCCCACGUCAACGAUCUUCGCCGUUCACCAUUUUCGAGAAAGGCGGGUUAUUCAAUGCCUUUAUCAAUGGCGGUGAUGGCUUUGCCUUGAUUUUCGCCAGUUCCCUUCCCCUAUAAAUAGAACCCUUCCCCCGCUCUUCCAAAUCACAUCACCAUAUUACACUUCUUUCUCCCUCCAUUCAUCCACUCUAGUCUCGUUCUAAGUAUGCUUUGUGGUUGCGGCUAAGUCCGUUCUUCCACAUCAGAAAGAAUUACUAGAGGGAUACCCUAAAGCCCGUCCCUUAAAACCCCGUCGAACCUCUGUCCGGCUUUCGCCAAAAAAUGGACGAAGAGGCUCUUCGAGUAGGUUCUUGGUUUUUCUUUUGUUAUUUUUGUUUAAUCGAAACAAUUUGAUUUUGUGAUUUUUUUAAUUAAAACAAUUUAAUUCAUUACUUUUUUAUAGAUGGGUGCAGAGAUAUACGAUCCUCGAUUGUAUAUCCAUUAUGGGACAAGCGAUACAAAGUAUUUAUUCGAUCAAGAAGCACAUCGCUCCCGUCCAAUUUGGGACAAAAAUCCGGUAAACACUUCGUACCUUAUCAACAAUUUACUUUAUUUCAUUAUUUUAUAAGAUUUUAUUUUGCAUUCUUUUAACUAACAAAUCGAUGUUUUUUCUAAUUUUUUGUACGAAUCACUUAUUCCCGUCAUUCAUAAAGGGACAACUAACUUGCUUGCUUGGCAUGAUCGACUGUCUUCGUAUAUAGAGAGGACUGGGUUGGGUAUGUUAAGACAUUUCAUGCGGAUUGAAAUUGACAACGAUCUGCUUAUGGCAAUGGCAGAGCGAUGGCGCCCCGAAACCCAUACGUUCCACCUUUUGGAGGGGGAAAUGACGAUCACCCUCAAAGACGUCGCGAUCCUCACCGGGCUGCCGAUAACUGGAGAGGCCAUCAUUGGUAUCACUACCAAACCCGAAGCAGGUUGGGGGCCGUUCAUUCGUGAUCGUUUGGGCUUUGACAUGGCGACCAACACACCAAUUCAAGGACGGGGGCAUCCAUCGUUGAAUCCUGUGGCUCGUUACUCACAUCCAAAAUGAGGUUCAAAUCGACCCAGACACUCCGGAAGAUCAAGUGGAGCGCUAUGCACGCAUCUACCUCAUUGGUUUAGUCGGUGGAUUUUUGUUCCCCGACAAGUCAAAUAGGUGGAUUCAAUGCAUAUGGUUGCCAAUGCUCCUUGGUGACAGGGACGCGAUCGAGGAAAAGAGUUGGGGAUUGGUUGUGUUAGCUGGCUUAUAUAGGGAGCUGUGUACUUGCUCGAAGGUGUGAGUGAAAUAAGCUGGUGGUGCGAUGUUCAUCCUCCAGCUCUGGGUAUGGGAGCAUCUUCCAAUGUUUGCACCUCAAAACCCACGUCCAUACUGGAGAGCAGAUGAUGAGCUACGAAAUGUGCAAAAUCCCCUCUAUGGUGUCAAGUAAGUUUAUUCCAUACUUAGCUAGAUUUAAAUUUAUUCCAUGUUUAGCUAGAUUUAAAUUACAUUUAUUCCGUACUUAGCCUAAUUGCAAAUUUAUUCCAUGCUUAGCUAGAUUUACAUUACAUUUAUUCCACUUAGCUAGAUUUAAAUUUAUUCCGUACUUAGCCUAAUUGCAAAUUUAUUCCAUGCUUAGCUAGAUUUAAAUUACAUGUAUUCCAUACUUAGCUAGAUUUAAAUUUAUUCCGUACUUAGCCUAAUUGCAAAUUUAUCCCAUGCUUAGCUAGAUUUAAAUUACUGAUUCGGGUCUAAUUGUUCAUGUUUUGCCCCCGUUUUACUUACAUGUUUGUGCCAAUUUCACUCCUAAAAGUUUGGUUUUACGCUAGAUUCCUUGUGUUUUAGUGUGUUACAGGAUUCAACAGGUGAAACCAGCCUCGGAGUCAAAAGUUGGGCGAAAAGGAUCGAAAACCGGGAGAAGAGGUGAAAAGGAGCCAGUUCACGGCUUUCCCAGGAAGAGGAGCCCUUGACCGUGAAUCGCGAGUCGUCCAGAACACAAAUGAAGUUUACUAUCGCAUGGUGAGUUCACGGUCUAUAAGACCGUGAACAGAAGUGAAUGAUGCGGCACGUUUUUGUGCACGCCUGAAGUUCACGGACGUGUUUCGUGGUUCACGGCCGUGAACUCAGCUCGUCUCUGGUUUAAAUGAUGAGCUGAAAGGAGGAGAGAGGGGAGAGCACAUUUUGUGUGAAAAGCCUUCUUCAACAUUUAGAGAGAGAAACACGAACCAAAGGGAGAAGAAGGCUAGGAUUUAGCUUCAAGAUAGAUUUUGGGAAGAUUUCCUCCAAGGAAAGCUUAACUCAAGGGCCAAGAAGACUGGGAGCAUCCUCCAAGAUGGUUUCCACCUCUUUCCCUUUUGUUUUCCCCACUUCUAGCAUGGAGUAGACCUCCUUUCACUUGGGUGUUGUGAAACCCUAACUCUAGCAUGUAGUUUUCUUUUAUGUGUAUUGGAUGAUUGUCGUUGGGUAUUGUUCAAUUCAAUGCUUGAGGCAUUAUUUUAUCAUGAUUGUGCAUGCUUGUGCUUAGCAACCUAGGGGUUGUGCAUGUUUUGUGCUUAGCAUCCUUAGAUUUGUGCAUUUAGGUGCUUAAUUAACAAUAAUCCCCAAAAAUAUGAGGUUCCAUCAUCCCCGCUUCCUUCGAAAAAAACCUUGUCCCCAAGGUUGUCCCUGGCUCACUGAUUCUCUUCCUUAGCGGCCUCAAUGUCUGCUGUUGCGUCCUCCGCUUCCGGUGUCAUCCGAGCUGCAGUAGCACCAGCUCUAGUGGAACAUGACCCCGAGGUCCCACCAGCGGCCAAGCAUCCACCUGCUCAUGCACCCAACCGUCGCCGCCGCCCAGUGCUCCAGCGCCCUGCACAGCAGCCACCACCACUAGGAGCAAGCGAUCCCCUCGUCCAGAGGGUGGAUCACCUAGAGACGAGCUUCAUGGGAUUCUCAUCCCGCCUCGAGAGGCAGUCCGACAUCCUCGAGCUCAUGGCUCGACGCUAGGGUAUCCUACCCGAUUCUGGAGAGGGUCCAUCCACCGAGGAAAGGUAGCCGACGAGUGACACAUGUGGCAGAGCGGAGUCCUUUCACCCCACUUCUCUACUUGUAACCCUGAACUUGUUUUAUUUUCUUUUUUGUUAUUUUUCUUCAGUUUUUGUGGGUCUGUGAUAUAAACUACUACUAUGUAU
Messenger RNA from Linum trigynum, 5621 nucleotides. NCBI's taxonomy places the organism in Eukaryota, Viridiplantae, Streptophyta, Magnoliopsida, Malpighiales, Linaceae. The record is from the annotation of a GenBank genome assembly.